AUAAAAAAUAAACAUGUUAUGUAUCAGAUAAUAUUUUUGAAAUAAUGUUAAAUAAUAAAAAUAAAUAAAUAAAAUUUGUACCGCGGCUUCCUGACCACAGUCAAUAUUGAAAUUAGAGACGGAAUGGGUUCGAAUCUUCUAUCAAUAAUUCUUUUAAACUUUAUAUCUAAUUUUUAAUGAAAUUGUUGUUAUCUACAUUGUUGUAUAGUGCAUAUCCAUAUACAUACGUAUCUAUAUAUAGACAUACCUGUAUAACACUUGCCAAAUUAGUGAUGUCUAACUCUAUCGAGAAAGCGUGUUUAGGCGCUGAGGAGUUACCAAAAGCGUGUUUAGACGCUGAGGAGUUGCCAAAAGCGUGUUUAUGGGAAACCAUGCACGUCAUCAGAUGGGGAGGCUUCUGGUUUCCGGCCGAAGUCGUCAAACCGGCCAUGACCUUCCGGUCCAGCUUCACCGCCCGAAACGACGACGUUUCGCUCGCCUCCUCCAUGAAAACCGGCACCACGUGGCUCAAGUCCCUCGCCCUCUCCUGCAUCCUCAGCCCCGACGACGGCGCCGACGACCUCCUCGCCGCUGACAGUCCCCACAUCCUCGUCCCCUCCGUCGAGGCCGUCGUUUUCAACAGAAAACGCCUCAAAUUCGACAUCUACGACGCGUCCGCUCCGCGAUUGAUUCACACGCACAUCCCCUACUCUCUCCUCCCCGAUUCGAUCAAAAGCUCGUCGUCUUCCACAAAAAUUGUGUACAUCGCUCGAAACCCUAAGGACACUCUCAUAUCCUGGUGGCAUUUUUUGAAAUCCAAUUCCAGAUCAAUCCCUCUCGAAAAGGCCUUCGAUGCGUUCUCCUCCGGUGUCUGUAACUACGGCUCGUUCUUCGACCACGUGGCGGAGUACUGGAUCGAGAGCCGGAAACGGCCUGAGAAGAUUCUGUUUCUGAAAAACGAGGAGCUGAAGAGCAAUCCGAAAGCACAAAUAUCUAAAAUGGCGGAAUUUUUGGGAAAGCCUAUUGGGAGUGAAGAUGAGGUGGAAAAGAUUAUUUGGAGAUGCAGUUUGGAGAGGAUGAAGAAUCUGGAGGUGAAUAAGAGCGGGAGAACAUUCGUGCCAGUGAGCAACGACAGCUUCUUCAGGAAAGGGGAAGUGGGAGAUUGGAAGAACUACUUGACGCCGGAGAUGGCGGAGAGGAUCGAUCAACUGUCACGUGACAGGCAUGAGGCUAUUGAUUGAGGGUUAAGAGCAGUAAAAAAGAACCGUAGACAGGCCUUUCCUGUCAGAAGCUCGAUUUUGUCAUCUGCAACGGCCGUGUCUUGAUAUUAAAAUCUCGAUCUUAAAUCGCGGCCACCUGAAGCAGGCGAGGCCACGUGGAGUAGGAGGAGGUAUGUUCUCUAAAUAAUGAUCUUUUAUGUGGUACAAAAGAAAAUAGAGAUGUAUGAGGAAGGGAAAUACGAUAUAACUCACCGGAAAUGAGAUGGAGAUGCACGGUCAAUGCGGGGGCGUCUCCUACGCCAAUGUCGUCUUGGUGCGAAAAUUGGGAGGAGUUUUGAUUUUAAUAAAAAUAAUAAUAAUUUCACAUUCUUGUUCAAAAAACACAUUUGUCACGCUGCAUUGGCUGGACACAUAGGCGAAAAAUCUUGAAUGAUCAAAUUCCAUUUAACAACAGUUUAAUGAUCUUUCCUAU
Messenger RNA from Andrographis paniculata, 1671 nucleotides. Its product is annotated as cytosolic sulfotransferase 5-like. Gene Ontology annotation, molecular function: sulfotransferase activity. Gene Ontology annotation, biological process: sulfation. NCBI's taxonomy places the organism in Eukaryota, Viridiplantae, Streptophyta, Magnoliopsida, Lamiales, Acanthaceae. The record is from RefSeq and is a predicted model, not a curated record. The coding region runs from base 177 to 1220 and encodes 347 amino acids. The transcript has 2 exons. Gene Ontology annotation, cellular component: cytoplasm.